UCCGCGGACGCCUCACUGCUGACUCCAGCGCGUCCCAGCCGAGCCCAGCUGAGCGAGUGCAGCGCGAUGGACGGUCGGGUGCAGCUGAUGAAGGCCCUCCUGGCCCGGCCCCUCCGACCCGCGGCACGUCGGUGGAGGAACCCGAUUCCGUUUCCCGAGACAUUUGACGGUGAUACCGACCGACUCCCCGAGUUCAUCGUGCAGACGGGCUCCUACAUGUUCGUGGACGAGAAAACGUUCUCCAGCGACGCCCUGAAGGUGACGUUCCUCAUCACCCGUCUCACCGGGCCGGCCCUGCAGUGGGUGAUCCCCUACAUCAAGAAGGAUAGCCCCCUCCUCAACGAUUACCGGGGCUUCCUGGCCGAGAUGAAGCGGGUUUUUGGAUGGGAGGAGGACGAGGAUUUCUAGGCCGGGAGACCCUCAGGCCUGGGUUGGGCGCGUGGGGAGGGUUCGCUAUGCCAGUCGCUGCCGCCGCCAUAGUGGCCACUGGCGCCCUUUUGAGACGCUUCCCUCCCCCCACCUCGAGUCGCCAUGAUCUCCCAUGCGCUCCUGCCCCCUCCCGUGUUGUGCUUGCCUUUGUUCCAGGAAUAGCGCUCCAAGCUAGCCCUGCUGUCUCUGGGCCUCACUCUGGAGCGUGCCACCGCCCUCUUCUGCCAUUUCAGCCCCUCCCACGUUAUUUGGACGCUGUCCUGUACUCCAGCUGCAAGCUGGGCUCCUAUCACACACUGGACAGACCAUCGGCAGCCGGUUGCUGCCCACCCCCGUCCCCUGGGCCACACUGCCAGACUACUGCGUCAGCCUGCCCACACACCUGUGCCACUGCCGCUGCCAUCACCAUCCACAGCAUCCCACCAACAGACUGCUGCUCUUAGUGAUUUGGACUCAUCUGGGAGGUAUCUGAGCUGGCCACCUCCAUGAAGGGGCUAGCAGGCUUUCACCUUCAGCGGGACUCAUUUCCUUCCCUUCUCCCAGAUACCUCUUAUGUUCCUGCCAGAUGGCUGCCAGGGCCCAGGUGUGUCUGGUGGCCAAAUCCAUUCACUCAUUUUCUCCCAUGGACUAGUUAGUUUUGCUCAGAAUCUAUUUCUCUUCUGAAUUCACAGCUGUCUCUGAUGUGUGCCUUUUGUUUAACACAGUAACCACUGCAGUUUGCCCUGCUCUUCUAUACUACCUGUACAAAAUCUUUUCCUUAUUUUCAAUAAAUGUCAGACACUGUUGAAAAAAAA
This is a messenger RNA of Otolemur garnettii (small-eared galago), 1223 nucleotides long. Its product is annotated as retrotransposon Gag-like protein 8B. Lineage: Eukaryota; Metazoa; Chordata; Mammalia; Primates; Galagidae. The coding region runs from base 67 to 408 and encodes 113 amino acids. The record is from RefSeq and is a predicted model, not a curated record. The transcript has a single exon.